AUGACAUCCACUUUACCUUCGAUUUCGCUAUCUACUGCAUCAUCUAAGCCGACCUCCAGCUCCACACGUUUUGUUGAUCCAGACCACCAUGAACUGAACCGGUUUGACAUGCGGUCUUACCCGUCGGGUUCUGCUGAUGCUACGCUUGGCUCGGACCACACCUCUGUGACUCCGGUGGCAAACGGCGAUGUUCCGCUAUCCACCGAUGCCAAAUGCGAGGGGUCUUGCAACGAUGUGAAGAAAGUGUUAUCUUUGGGCAGCGGAAAGGCAAGUUUGCCUUCUUCUGUUGCACCGAGCAUAGUGGUGGAUAAAUGGGACGACGAUUGGCUAAAAGAGCCCAAGUACAAGGAAUUGUACAAGCGUUCUGCAAAAUCGGCUUCAAAGGGCUUCGAACGGUUCUUUCUAGCCCAGGAGAUGAUGCCCUCUGAGACGGAGUCCUCAGGCUCAUCUAUAAGUGAGAUGAAAUCCGGUAUCAACUUCAAGGACCCAAACAAGAGAAAUGCCGUGUGGAAUAUGCAGUUCAGUCACGACGGCAAGUACAUGGCCACAGCCGGAGAUGACGGAGUCAUCAGAAUCUGGCAGGUUCUUUCGUCAGUCAUGGAUAGGCAUACAGAAGAGGACAAACUGAAGGGAGGUCUGGUAUCACCUUCUGAUGUUUCAUUUGUGGAUGAGGAUUUGGAGUUGGAUGGGUAUGCUCAUGAUUCAAAGAAGAGAAAGGACAAGCGUAAGAAGAAGGAGGAUUUUGCUCCGAUAUUCAAGUCGAGGCCGAUUCGAGAGUUUGUUUCUCAUUCUGACACAAUAAACUGUCUGGAUUGGUCAAAAAACAAUUUUUUGCUAUCUGGAUCCCAGGAUAAUACCGUCAAGCUGUGGCAUGUGGAUAGACCUGCCUGUCUUGCCACUUUCAACACCAAAGACGUUGUGACCUCUGUAAAGUUCCUUCCCACUGACGAUAGGUUCUUCAUAAGUGGUGGAUUGGAUUGUCGUGUUCUUCUAUGGUCUGUUCAGGAAAACGAGAUCAUCUACAAGCGCAACAUUCCCGAACUUAUCACAGUGCUGGAGUUCUCAACGGAUGGCGAUGAGAUAUAUGUCGGAUGCUAUAACGGAUGCUGUUUUAUUCUUGCAACUACAGGACUGGAUAUCACCGGUAUGUUCGAAAUUAAGAAGAAGAAGCAGACCCCUAAGAUUACCGGGAUGCAAGCACUGCUGUCUCCGGAUGGCGACAAGAAGCUAUUGAUCACAUCAGACGACUCCAGAGUGAGACUCUUUGGACAUGGCAGCGGGAAACUUGAAGUCAGAUACAAGGGCUUCCAGAACGAUCAUUCGGCAAUCAAAGCUUCCUCCAGCGAUGAUCUGCGAUAUGUGAUAUCGGGCUCUGAGGACGGAUGGGCCUAUGUAUGGUCUCUAAAAUUAGACGAGUUGAAAGAGCCAGGCUCUGCGGACAGGGACAAGUCGUUCUCGAAACCAUGGUUCAGUACUGGAUCCGGUGGGUUUAACCUCAAGUCCAUUUUCGGAGACGAGGAUUGUCUCUUCAAAAACAAAAACUACACAGCUUUCAGGUUGUUCCAGUCCAGGUGCAAUGUGGCGAUAUUUGCGCCUACAACCACAUCCAAGCUUCUGGAACUAAGCAAUGACCCAUUAUUUGAACUUUUCAACACAUUCUCAACACCUAAGCAGCGAGUGGGAUUGGAACUGGCUUCCUCCAUCAUCAUCACGACGGACAAUCACGGAAUGAUUCGCGUUUACAGGCGGGACUUUGCAUAUGGAGUACGCAAACCGUUACUCUCAAAGAAGUCCAAUGUACAAUUUUCAUUGGAUUCCGCAGAAAUUUCCACGUUACAUUCAUCCAGAUCUACCACAAGAAAUGGCACAGAAACAUCUUCAAUCAACAGGGCAGGAAGCCUUUCUGCAGCAUUGUCACGAGGGAGAUCGCUCACAUCAAAUUCUGUCAUCAAGGUUCAAAGUCUCAGUCCAAAUAUGCAACACAGUCACAUCGAUUCAUACUUCUCUCCUCUUGCUUCAACAGUGGUCACUUCCAGGAACGGAAACUCGUUUGAAGCUGAAACAGAUUCGGCACUCACCAAACCGGAAAGCAAAGACACAAAUCUUGGGAUUUCUCGUACGCCAACGCUGACGUCGCAACAGAGUGCACUCUCAGACGAACCCGAGGGAGGUUUGUCUUGUUUAAAUUGCGGUGGUCAAAAGUUUUCGGCAAAAAGUAUGACGGACAGAGGCGACAACAAGAUUGUGUUCUACUGCGAUCAUUGCGGGUACAGAUUGAGAUUGGAUUGA
This is a messenger RNA of Kuraishia capsulata CBS 1993, 2289 nucleotides long. RefSeq lists its product as uncharacterized. Gene Ontology annotation, molecular function: protein binding. Lineage: Eukaryota; Fungi; Ascomycota; Pichiomycetes; Pichiales; Pichiaceae. Bases 1 to 2289 code for a protein of 762 amino acids. The transcript has a single exon. The record is from RefSeq and is a predicted model, not a curated record.